This is a messenger RNA of Homalodisca vitripennis (glassy-winged sharpshooter), 601 nucleotides long. Its product is annotated as larval serum protein 1 beta chain-like. Bases 1 to 540 code for a protein of 179 amino acids. The record is from RefSeq and is a predicted model, not a curated record. The transcript has 4 exons. Lineage: Eukaryota; Metazoa; Arthropoda; Insecta; Hemiptera; Cicadellidae.
AUGAGGGUCAAAGUCAGCUACUACAACGAGGACGUCUAUCUGAACCAGCGAGUUCGGCCUAUGCGAGCUGAUCAAGAGAACCCCGCUUGGUUCAACAACCAGAAGUACCAUCUAGGAGAAGCAACAAAUGCACCUGCUGCCAUUGAGGUCGAUGAAGCCGCCAACAGAGACCCUGUGCCUUUUACCAAUGCGUCUCCCGUAUCGUCAACUACUUCCAGCACUCGUUACUUUACUUCGACGACUCUGAGAAUCGACCUGUACAACGUCAUCAAUUACGGGCAAGGAGAGCAGCCACAGAACUACCAGUAUGUGGCUCGCCAACCACAACUCAACCAUAAGAGAUUCAACAUUGAGGCUAAAGUGGACAGUGACAAGGAAGCUGAAGCCAUUGUACGAGUCUUCAUUGGUCCCAAGUAUAACUUGCAAGGCCAGCAGAUCAGUCUUGAGUACGCCAGGCAAUACUUUGUUGAGAUAGACCGCUUUAUCACCAAAUUGAAGAGUGGCCAGAACAAUCUACGUUAUCAACUCUAUGCAGUCUAAAUGGUUCGUUCCACAACAACCUACAACUCGUCAGAUGUUCAAACGUGUAGAGGAAGCUCUG